Messenger RNA from Nilaparvata lugens (brown planthopper), 1504 nucleotides. It is a transcript of the gene Syx18, whose product is annotated as syntaxin-18. NCBI's taxonomy places the organism in Eukaryota, Metazoa, Arthropoda, Insecta, Hemiptera, Delphacidae. Gene Ontology annotation, biological process: retrograde vesicle-mediated transport, Golgi to endoplasmic reticulum. Gene Ontology annotation, cellular component: SNARE complex; endoplasmic reticulum. The record is from RefSeq and is a predicted model, not a curated record. The transcript is spliced from 3 exons. The coding region runs from base 467 to 1477 and encodes 336 amino acids.
CUGUGGUAUUGGUAAAGGUUAUGAUUAUAAAAGAAUUACAAUAUACCAAAUGGCAAUAUUACGGAAUAAAUUAUUACCAUCAAAGAAAAACAAUGUUAUGUACUUAAUCUUUUUUCUGUAGUGUUUAUUGUUGUGAUAUUAUAUAAAAAUUUCUAAUAAAAAAUUUGCCAUUUUAGUUGAUAAAACUCUCACCUCAAGCACUGAAGAUUCAGUGCUUGCGUAGUAUUUUAUAAUUCCGCGAGUGAGAAAAAAUAUUUUUUGGGUGGAUUUUGAGGUUAGACUGUCAAUGUGUCUGUCAGUGUCAGAAUGAUAAAAUCUGUUUCAAAAAUGAGACAACAAUUUUGUAUUUGAAACAAAAAUUAUUUCAUCAGUUGUCUUUAUUGAAUGAUUAUAGAUAAAUGUCAAUUAACAACUACGGACAAGAGAGAUAGAAAUUGAGGAUCCAAAGAGAGGUCACGAAUGAAAAAUGGACAUAACAACAUUGUUCAAGGCAUGUGUGAAAACGGUUCGCAUGCGUAACAAGGCGUUUGGCACAGAUCUAUAUCCAGCCAAUGACUCAUUUGAUAAGAAUCGGAUUUUGAGGAAUACUAACAAUGAAUUCCUGGUACGAGCUAAGGAUGUUUUGGGUCAGAUAAGUCGGCUUCAAGAAUUUCUGAAAGAACACCGAAAAGCCUAUUUGAAUUUUGGUGGUCAUCUCUCUGACUUGCCGUCCAUGACUGACAUAGAAAGGGACAAAAUCGAUACUGGUGCUCAAAGGAUCAUGAAGACUUGCUCGAAUCUGAUUUUAGAUUUUAAACGUAAGUCGGCCAUGCAAGACGGUCCACCGCAGUUACUUGAGCAUCAGGAUGCGGCUCUACAACUGAUUGAAGAUUUCUUGAAAGAUGUGUGUAAGAACUAUUCUGAAAUGAAAGCUAUUCGCAUAAAAAGAACUCUUGAGACUCAGAAAAUGUCGAAACUUUCAUGUGCAGAAAUCCCGAUCACACCAGGUAGCACCAACAACGUCAGGAGUCCCAGCUCGGAGAGUAUCAGUACCAUUGACGACUCAAGGGAAUCAACCAGUGAGAUUGCUUCACCUUCAACAGCGACUAAGCGAUCAUCGAUCUACUUAUCUGAUUCUGGCAGUGAUCUCAAUUUGCAAGACGAUCAGUUGUCUGCUGAGGAACUGCAAAUAUUUGAAAAUGAGAAUGAACAGCUUUACAAUGAUUUGAAUAGCUUGAAUGAGGAGGUGCGGCAGAUAGAAAGCAAAGUUGUGAAGAUUGCCGAACUUCAAGAGAUCUUCACUGAGAAGGUUCUGGAACAGGAACGGGACAUUGAGCGUAUUGGAACGACAUUGGUAGGCACGACCGAGAACCUCAAAGAUGCCAACACGCACAUUCGAAAGGCAAUUGAAAGCAGUGCUAGUCUAAGGUUCUAUGUUCUUUUCUUCUUGUUAGUUCUGUCCUUCACUCUUCUAUUCUUAGAUUGGUACAAUCCAUAAUUCAAUAAAAAUACUUUAAGAACGAGA